AUGGGCAUAGAAAACUCCCUCCACGAGUUUGGAGAGGAAUGCCCCCAGGCCCAGAUCGGCCGAGUCCCCGGCCACGUGGCGUCUUCGGGCCGAGGCCGGCGAGGGCCCGCUCUGGAAGAGAGCGCCAAGCCCCCCGAGCCCCGCCGCGGGCCGCCCAGCGGGGCGGAGGGACUUCUCCUCAGAGCUCGUCGCCCGGCGGGGCCCGGGCCCGGCCCCGCGCCCGCCGCGUCGUCGGCUGAGGAGAAGGAAGUCCGCAGAGGUGCCGACGGGCAACCGAGGAGAGGACUCCGUUGGAGAAAUCCCCACGCGGAGGAGCCGGCGAUGAGUGACCGCCAAGCCUCCGGCUCAGUGCUGAGCGGGCACGGGCGUUCUCAGCCAGGCGGCCACCCGCUUCCUCCCGGGUGGCCCUGGCCCUCUCCUGUCCGGCGAGGCCGGAGCGGGAGCCUGGACGCCGGCGGCGGGGGCGUCCCGUCCAGCUUCGGGUGACGGCCGCUCGGCCCGGAGCAUCGGGGCGGGCGUCCGGGAAGGGGACCCUGCCCGGGCACGCCGUGACGGUCCCCGCGGGAGCGGUCGAGGAGAUCCGCACGUCGGGAGAACGGCGACCGGAGGGGGCCCCGCCGGUGACGGACGAGGAGGCAGGCGCACGUCGAGAGGAAGCUCGGGGGCCGCCGGCAGGCCGGGCGGCGGAGACGACGACGCAAACGCGAUCCGGGGGCGGCGUGAGCUCGGUGGGUGGCCCAGGUAGAGCCCGGAGGCUGGAGGCUCUUAGGGGU
Messenger RNA from Ornithorhynchus anatinus (platypus), 773 nucleotides. Its product is annotated as homeobox protein cut-like 1. NCBI's taxonomy places the organism in Eukaryota, Metazoa, Chordata, Mammalia, Monotremata, Ornithorhynchidae. The transcript is spliced from 6 exons. Bases 1 to 486 code for a protein of 161 amino acids. The record is from RefSeq and is a predicted model, not a curated record.